Messenger RNA from Alternaria alternata, 2403 nucleotides. RefSeq names its product HET-domain-containing protein. The transcript is spliced from 2 exons. NCBI's taxonomy places the organism in Eukaryota, Fungi, Ascomycota, Dothideomycetes, Pleosporales, Pleosporaceae. The coding region runs from base 1 to 2403 and encodes 800 amino acids. The record is from RefSeq and is a predicted model, not a curated record.
AUGGCUUCGACUAGUACUAACGAGUUGUGCGAAGCAUGCCAGAGCCUCUUUUUGAAAAUUGGCUCCUCCAUCGGCAGAUUAGCUGACUUUUCUCGUUACGAUACGCAUGCUAGCUUUUCUCAUCACCAUACGUUCAAAUCGCUCGAAGAAAGUUGCAAGAAUGGUUGCGGCAUAUGCACAGAACUUAUGCGUUCCCUGAAAAACACCUGGGCCAGCCCAUGUAAACCGCCGCAACGGCCGGAGUGGGAAAGGAAGUUGAAACCCUUGAGUUGGUUAGAUUGGUUCGAGAAGUUCUUUCCAACCACAUGUCGAGUCGAUAAGUUCUCAGCGAGUUGGCAAAAUUCCUUAGAGUUGACUUUCAAAAGCCACAACGACGGGUACAUCGAGUCCCAGAAGUACGGCUAUGGCUUCAAGGUCAAAGGCAGUGGCUAUGGCUUCAAUAUGCGUUUUAUCCUCGAGGUCGCCGAGGAUUCCAAUGGUAACCUAGUCGAAUAUACGCCCUCUUCGUCUACAGACUCACCCCAAAGCUGGGAUCUGAUACGUCGCUGGUUGAGCCAAUGCACUCAAGAUCAUGGCCGAUGUAAUUUGGCAAGCCCGCAAUCUUGGGCUCCAACACGUUUACUUGAUGUCGGUACGUUCGAAGACGAUUUGGUACGACUGUUAGAUCGUGCCGAAACACUUCCUCUAUCCAAUAAGCCUUACGCCACGCUUUCUCACUGCUGGGGUACGACGCCACUCAUCAGAACGACUCAAUCCAACAUACUGGAGCAUCGUCGUGAAAUACGUCAUCAUUACCUACCGCCGACUUUCAAGGAUGCAAUUAAAAUUGCUAGAACUCUCUCCAUACGCUACCUGUGGAUAGACUCUUUGUGUAUCAUUCAGGAUGAUACGCAUGAUUGGGAGCAGGAGGCUGAUUUGAUGAGUAAGGUUUAUAUGUAUUCCUUCAUCAAUAUAGCUGCCACUGCAUCGGACAGUAGCACUGGAGGCUGCUUUCGGCAAAGAGAUGGACGAACUGUAUUACCUACAGAAGUCUACAUUCAGAUGCACGACAGUGGGCGUGAUAAUGAUGGAAAACCGGCGAAAGUCAAGUAUCGUUUGGUAUUACACAAGGACUUGUGGACCGAGAAACUCGCGGAUGAGCCGCUGAAUCAGCGCUGCUGGAUAUUACAGGAGCGCAUACUUUCGCCGCGCGUUCUUCAUUUUGGACAUGAACAGCUCUUUUGGGAAUGCCGAGAGUUUGUUGCAUGCGAGACUUAUCAUCAAGGUCUACCUGCCAGUUUGCGAAACCAUCCAUAUAUCAACAUCAAACGACUACAGCUUGGAGACGAACCCAAAGACGACCGAUGGCCUGCGAAGUAUGUCUCAAAAGCCUCUCAGGACAUCUCAAAUGUCCAGAGUCUUUGGGAUAAAUUCACAUCGAUCUUCCGACCUGUUGUUAUUCAUGAAACAACACUGUACGCUGGCUUGAACGACACGUCCGUCUAUCAAGAUUGGUACUCGGUUGUUGAGUUCUACUCCAUGGGCAACUUGACUUUCCCAAAUGACAAGCUUACAGCUUUGUCGGGUAUUGCACAGACAAUCGUUGCCAUUGAAUCUAGUAAACUUGGUGAUGGCUAUCUUGCAGGCUUAUGGCAGUCGUCACUACCCGCCUCUCUCCUCUGGCAACCGAUAUAUACCUAUGUGCCGAAGGAAAUCGGCACUCUUCACUUGAUAAAACGUAUACCUCACUAUUACUGCCUGUGGAAUCGAUUCCCGGACACCUGCCAGCGACUGGAGCGGGACCCCUCGUACUGCGGCGUCUGUGAAUCUGACAAAAAUGUGCAUCCCGCACGCAGAUAUGUCGAUUACAUCGCACCGACAUGGUCCUGGGCCUCGAUCGAUGGCCGGGUCUCGUUCGCAGCGUGCCGGGUCAACUACAGACCUGAAGACUACUUAACGACAGUUGAAGAUGCAAGUGUAUCUUGUCACGGCAACUAUCGUUUCGGCCGGAUAUCGUCAGGGUUUGUAAAGCUCUCCGGGCCAGUUGCGUCAGUUUCAUGGCUUAUUGGUCGCUACGCGGAUUCAAAGCCUCGCCCUUCCUACGGAGAGCCAAUGACGAUAAAAGGUAUAUUUCCACCUCAUCUUACUCACCACGCGGCUAUCGAUACGUAUGACAUAAGUGGUUACGACAAAGAAGAGAUCAUACUUGACAUACCCAUGGAAGACAUACCAAGAGAGCUCACGCUUCUAUGUAUCGUCGAGACUAAAGAAAGCAAUGGGCAUACCAGCUUGGUCAGGGGGUUGGUAAUACAGAAGUCUAGCCUAAGCGAGCACUAUGUUCGCAUCGGUGUCUUCGUAGUCCGCCGCGAAGAGGUGAGGAAGGUUCUCGUGAACAUGCCCAGACGGUCAAUUACCAUAAUAUGA